Diabrotica virgifera virgifera (western corn rootworm) is the source of this 875-nucleotide messenger RNA. Its product is annotated as twist-related protein-like. Lineage: Eukaryota; Metazoa; Arthropoda; Insecta; Coleoptera; Chrysomelidae. The transcript has 2 exons. Gene Ontology annotation, molecular function: protein dimerization activity. The record is from RefSeq and is a predicted model, not a curated record. The coding region runs from base 248 to 850 and encodes 200 amino acids.
GGCUGGCACCGGCUAUAAACUCUUGUAUUAAGGAUCCUUACUUGUUGUCCCGAGCUGCAAGUAGGUAGUGGUGUACCUGUACCAAAAGAGUUACGCAGAUCUUAGUGAUCAUUGUGUGGCCCUAGAUAGAACAUAAUAUCUGGUUUUAAGAAAUUGAAGUAGGUACGCCUGAAUUACGGGGUGGUGAUUUUACUACGAUUUCAAGAAGAUAUUGCUGAUGAUUUCGUAUACUAUAUAGCCACUGAAAAUGAUCCAACAUGAAGAAAGCAUUUCUGAACGCUUGGGCAUAAAAAUAAUCGACUCGUCAUCAAAUAUCGACAAAUAUCCACAAAACUCCAUAUUCAAACAACAAUAUUCACUUAGACCUCGUUCUCGUAAAAGAAAACAUAUUUUUUUAGAAGAUAAUGACACAUUUAUCAAUUCGCUACAAAGUAAUAAAAGCAAAUCCAAAGCUCCCCCUCUAAGCAAAUACCGUCGAAAAAACGCCAACGCCAGAGAAAGAACACGAAUGAAAGAAAUCAACGCAGCUUUUGAAAUGCUUCGGAAAGCUGUACCACACAUGACACAACAGGAACAGCAAAACGAAAAGUUAACUAAGAUUACAACUUUAAAGCUAGCGAUGAAAUAUAUUUCCACAUUAUCUGAAUUGUUAUCAAUUAAAAGGAACAGUUUUGUACUUUCAGAUUAUCAUCAUUCUGAAGAGUGUGUUAUCGGUUUAGACAAUGCGUCUCAAACGAUACAAAUUGAUAACAGUAAGCACAACAUAACCGAUUUUAUUUUGGACUUACGCGGUGAAUCUUUCUACAAAACAGCCCUUCCUACUUUUUUCUAUGAUUUUCCGGAACAAUAACAAAUAUAUAAUGUAUUUUAAGUAA